AUGGCCCUAGCUGGACCAUUAACCAAAGUGACGAUUUGUAAGGACAAAGAAGGAAAACCUAAGUCUUUUGGAUUUGUCUGCUUUAAGCACAAAGAAUCAGUGCCUUAUGCAAUAGCUCUGCUGAAUGGAAUCCGUUUGUAUGGAAGACCAAUUAAAGUGCAGUAUCGGUUUGGGAGUUCUCACUCAUCAGAACUAAACAGCCCUACGCAUGGUUUUGAGAACUAUAUUGACUUAUAUUCACCUUCAUAUAGGUAUCAAGAGCCUUAUGGAAAUCCUCCAUUUCCUGUUACUCCUUUUCCAAUGAACAAUAGUUUACCUCAUGAAUAUUCAGGCUUUCAAAAGAUGAUGAACCAUUUUUUAGCACAGCGGUACACAGUACAGAGUCCAAUGGGUCAACAAUUUCCUUACUAUCAGAUGACUCCAUCACUGCCUUCAAAUUUAUCCUUUUCUCCCUAUCAGAAUCAAGCUGCAAAUUUUAAGUCUGCACAGAGUUCUUUUGAAUUGGCCCUGCCACAUUCAAGUGACUGUGAAGUGCACCAGGUGGAUGAAAGCACCUCUAAAAGAAAGAAACAACAGCAAAGUUGUGACAGUGACACUAGUAUUGAGGAUGACAAAAUGAGACAAAGAGAGCGUGACCGAAAAUUCAAGAAGCGUAAAGCCAAGAAAAAGACGCAUUAAUACUGUGUAACUGGAUUCAUCUUUUUUUAUUAUUUGCUAUUUUUAUUUGAGAGAAAUCUAAUCUUUCAUCUUUGCACUUUAUUAAAAAAGGAAUGCUCAAGAUUCAUAUUAUAUUUGAAAUGUGUUAUGCAUAAAGUAUACUGAUACUUUAUUUAAUCUCAACCUAUUUAAAGAGGAAAGUACUAGGGUAUAGGAAACAUUUAAGAAGAUAAAGUUUUUCUAAUAAAAG
This is a messenger RNA of Pygoscelis adeliae (Adelie penguin), 907 nucleotides long. It is a transcript of the gene RBM11, whose product is annotated as RNA binding motif protein 11. Gene Ontology annotation, molecular function: single-stranded RNA binding. Gene Ontology annotation, cellular component: nucleus. The record is from RefSeq and is a predicted model, not a curated record. Lineage: Eukaryota; Metazoa; Chordata; Aves; Sphenisciformes; Spheniscidae. The coding region runs from base 1 to 678 and encodes 225 amino acids. The transcript is spliced from 5 exons. Gene Ontology annotation, biological process: regulation of alternative mRNA splicing, via spliceosome.